Messenger RNA from Rhea pennata, 2601 nucleotides. It is a transcript of the gene SPDL1, whose product is annotated as spindle apparatus coiled-coil protein 1. Lineage: Eukaryota; Metazoa; Chordata; Aves; Rheiformes; Rheidae. The record is from RefSeq and is a predicted model, not a curated record. Gene Ontology annotation, molecular function: kinetochore binding. The transcript is spliced from 13 exons. Gene Ontology annotation, biological process: mitotic spindle assembly checkpoint signaling; protein localization to kinetochore; establishment of mitotic spindle orientation. Bases 243 to 2069 code for a protein of 608 amino acids. Gene Ontology annotation, cellular component: outer kinetochore; spindle pole.
GCCGUUUUGAACGGCGGCAGCGGGGGCGCUGGCGGCGGCGCGGCCGUUGGGCUGAGCCACAGGCAUCAAGCUGUUUCAGAAAAGGACUGUUAUGAAGAGCUUUGCUGUAACUGCAGUUUAUACUCAUGAAACUAGACAACUGUUGCUCUUUUAAAAAAAAAAAGAAAAGAUGGACUAAGAGAAUAAACUCAAGAAAGACCUAAAUGGACUUCUGAAGUCUGGAAGUAAUAAAAGCAAGAGAAAUGGAGACAGAGACCAUUUUAAGUCUUCGACAGCAACUCAAGGAAGCAGAGAAUGAACGAAGGAAGGCAGCACAGUAUGGCUUGCAUUUACUGGAAUCUCAAAGUGAAGUCCAAAAUCAGUUGGAUCAAACACGUCGUGAACUGACUGACAAAACUGAGAAAUUUGAGCAAGAGAAAUACUCUCUUCAGAGAGAAAUUGAACUCAAGAAUAGAAUGUUGGAAAGCUUGAGUUUUGAAUGUGAUGCUCUCAAGCAACAGCAAAACAUGCAACUGGAUAAACAGAAAGAGCAGCUUGCCAGGCUUCAUGGACAAGAAAUCAGUGACCUUAAAAACAAGCUGGAGAACCUGAAAGCAGAACUAGAUGAAACUCGACUGACAGAGAAACAACUGAGACAUAAAGUGGAUCAUCAGAAGGAAAUAAUUGCUGCCAAAUCAGAGGAGUUGCAUAUGAUGUCUGAACGUGUACAUGAGACCAUGUCUUCAGAAAUGCUCAAUCUUCAGAUGGAACUCACUGAACUAGAAAGUGUAAAGGCCAAUGUUGAAGAGAAGCUGAAUGAAUUGCAGUACAGUAAAGAACAAUUGGAACUUGUAAAUAGCAACUUGCGUAAUCAGCUGGAGCGUCUACAGGGAGAAAAAGAAGAGAGGGAAAAAGAAGUUGUUUCUUACUGUAAUGCAUUAGAGAAAGCUCGUGAGGCUAAUCAAGAGCUUCAGGUUCAGCUGGAUCAUGCCCUACAGCAGUCUUUGGACCCUACAAGUAAAGGCAACUCUCUCUUUGCUGAGGUGGAGGACCGUAGGGCAGAAAUGGAACGACAGCUGAUCAGUGUGAAAAUAAAAUAUCAGUCACUACAAAAACAGCACGCAUUCACUAGAGAACAAUUGCAAAGAAUGAAGUUGCAGAUGGCUACAUUGCUGCAAAUGAAAGGUUCUCAGGCAGAGUUUGAGCAACUGGAACGCUUACAGUCAAUGUUAGAACAAAAGAAUGGUGAGAUUGAAGAUCUUCUUAUGAAAGUAAGGCAACUUGAAAAAUUUAAGAUCUUAUAUGAGAAUACAGAAGAAUCCAGAGCUAGUACUAGUUCAAGAGGAGGGGAAUCUGAAGAUGGUUACUAUGCAGACUUGCUUCAAAUGAAACUUGACAACUCAAAUAAAGAAACUGAAACCUUGAGAAAUGAACUAUCCUUGCAGAGAAUGAAAGCUUUGUAUGAGAGCCAAAGGGUCCUAGAAGUUGAAAGGAAACUCUUCACAAAUGAGAGGCAUUUGCAAGCUUGUCAGAGUGAGAAUAUGAACUUGCGAGUUAUGCUGGAUGAACUAAAAAUGAAGUAUGAACCUGAAGAGUUGCUUAAAGUUACUAAGGCUAAAAAGAGGAGGGAGAAGAUUCCAGUGGACUCUACCUGUGAAUACUUGGACAGCAAAAAUACUUCUGCAAAAGAAACUGCUCUCACUCAAUUGCCAACUAAAGAAGAAAUCAAGAUGACUUCCAAGAAUUCAGAGCAAAGUGAUGCCUCUCCAAAAAAGCAUGCUCUUGAAGCACCACCAAUAGAUUUAGCUCUUCAAGCAAUGCACAAAGUAGUGGAAGGUGAAAAAGAAAAAAAGAGAGUUAAAAUCAGAGAUGAGUGUCAUGACACCUGUAUUUCACAUGACAGAAAUGGAAAUAGUUCUUUGACUUCAGCUGUGCCCAGGUUAACAGCUGAAUCCAGACUUGAAACUGCCGAAAAUGAAGAGAAGAAGGAAAAUGUAAUCAUGACUGAGAAGAAAACAAAAAAGAAAAAAUACACCACAUUAUAUGUGUCUUCUAAGCCAGCUCCUGAAACACAAUGUGCUCAGCAAUAAAACUUGCAUUUCUGGAGGGAACUUAAUUUGGAGUUUUGCUUCGGUAGGAAUUACUGAGUAAACUUAAAUUGCACAAAUAUGUACAGGUUCCUAAUUUAGAUGUCUGUCUGCCUUCUUUUAUGAAGGGUAUGACUACACUUUUGAUGUUUUAACUUCUGACAGGUCACCUAUUAAAUUCCCUGGCAAUGUGACCUGAAGGUAUUGCCUUGUCUUCGGUUUUGGAUAAAACUGAAUGUUUGUUCAGUGUUGUUUCUGUGACGCGUACUACUAUUCUCAAUGAUAAGAACUCGCUAUGUAAUUUCUAUUAUAUAAUAAAAUGGGAGUCAACUCUGAGCGAGAGUUCACUGAACAAUGCUGAUGCAAGACUCAGUUGAGGCAUGUGUAAUUGCUCCUGAAUUUCUUCCAAUUCCUAAAUUCAAGUUUCUUAACUUUUUCUUCUAAUGUGUAAUUAUUUAACUCUGAGAUUGACUUGAUUGUGAAGGUGUAUGUGAACUUUUUUAGGCAUUUUGUGAGAUAGUACUUUUUUGAAACU